This is a messenger RNA of Cotesia congregata, 408 nucleotides long. NCBI's taxonomy places the organism in Eukaryota, Metazoa, Arthropoda, Insecta, Hymenoptera, Braconidae. The record is from the annotation of a GenBank genome assembly.
AUGUCCACCGCAGAUCGUGAAAAAAAACGACGAGUUAGUUAUUUUGUUGGACUAGAUAAUUAUGAUGAUUCUGAAAAUGAAAAUGAAAAUGACAAAGACAAAAAAGAGCAAGAAGAGAUUUAUGGCUGGGAUCUUUUUCGUUUCAUUCCUUUGAAGGCCAAAACUGGAUCCAUGGUUGAGACACGCUUAUAUGAAUUGUGUCUUCAAAUAAUUAGAGUUAUAGCUUAUGCAAGUAUAUUCACCAUCAUUAUUGUGAGUGGAGUAAUUGCAAAAACAACCAUCUUAUUUGCGAUAUCACAACUAGAACGGAAAGAUAGAUUAAUUUAUUGUGAAUGUAAUGAAUAUGGUGAGAAAACAUUUAAUAUAUCUGCAGAAAAAUACGAAUAUUACGGGGGUAUUCAAGUGUAG